UUUUCUAGGAGCCGCUGUCCUCCCACACGGGUACAAUCCAGCAGAGGGGGUUAUGCGCGUAAAGAAAAGACCUCACGUCACGUGACCACCUCUGACUCCAAACCCACCAUCCGAGAGGAAUAACGGCACAUAUUUAUACGAGCAGCGGCCUAUUUGAUUCCUUUCACCUGCGUCUUUUUUAAAGCUAGAGAAACCCAUAAGAUGCAGACUAAACGAGCAGAAGGAUUCUAGCGUCGUCCUCGGACUGAACGGGAGUUUGGAUUUUAAGGCAGCUGAUAGCAAAGUUUGUGCAUCUGAUUACGAGAGUGGGAGAAGUCUGAGCAGCAAUCAUGGCUGAGAACAACUUUCCUCCCCUUCCAAGGUUCAUCCCCCUCAAGCCAUGUUUUUAUCAGGACUUCAAUGAAAUCCCAGACCAGCGGCGCACCAUGUGCAAGAGGCUUUACUACCUCUGGAUCUUGAACUCUGCCACGCUCGCUGUUAAUCUGAUUGGCUGCCUGGCCUGGAUGUGUGGAGGUGGAGGAGCCACCAACUUCGGCAUGGCCUUCCUCUGGCUCAUCCUCUUCACUCCUUGUUCCUACGUGUGCUGGUUUAGGCCCAUCUACAAGGCAUUCAAGACCGACAGCUCAUUCAACUUCAUGGCUUUCUUCUUCGUCUUCAUGGCUCAGGUGGUGAUAAGCAUCAUCCAAACCGUUGGUAUACCAGGGUGGGGCGUCUGCGGCUGGCUGGCUACCAUCACCUUCUUCAGCACCAACAUAGGCUCAGCUGUUGUGAUGCUGAUUCCCACCAUCAUGUUUACUGCAGUGGCCGUGCUCUCCUUCAUUGCUCUCACAAAGGUUCAUAACUUCUAUCGUGGAAGUGGUGGGAGUCUAGGUAAAGCCCAGGAGGAGUGGGCCACGGGGGCCUGGAAGAACCCACAUGUCCAACAAGCAGCCCAGCAGGCGGCGAUGGGGGCCGCACAAGGGGCCAUACAGCAGAAUCAGUACUCAGCAGCUCCCACCUACAACUACGACGACCCGAUGUAGGACAAGAGGAGGGGGUCAGACAGCAGAGUGGGAGAGCUAAAAAGGGAUCAAUUAACAAACACAACCAGAAUUAGGUGCCCUUCAUAUUAUCACAGUACAAGCUGAAUUUAAACAGAAAGUGAGGGGGAAAGAGAUGGAAAUGUGCUUUUGAUGACAUUUGACUUAUAGGAUUAAAUGAUUUACUGAAAUUUGAGGUAGGAUAAAAUAACGAGCUGAUUCUCACUUAAAUCAACAAACAGUUGUCAAAACAAGCUGCCGUUUCGCUGCUUUGUUUAGCUCCCUGAUGUGUUUAUUUCUGAUAUUACACAACUAUAACUAUUCCUUCAGCGCCAUCAAUUCCUUCAGGUUCAUUUGUGUGUCUUUUGAUACAUCCCGCUUCUCAGUUUAAAAACCUUUAAGGUGCUGGAACAGCCACGUCGUUCAAAGUGUUUUCUUGUUGCUUUGACGCUCACAAAAUGGCUACUAGGUCACAUAAACGCGUGUCAAGAAAACCUUUAAGAAUAACCUCCCACUCUAGGAAUAGUUUGCCUUUUCUUCAACUCAGAGUUUUCCAGUUUUUUGAUAGAUGGUAACUGCUUCCUCUAGCAGCUGGUUAUAUUGUCUGGUUCUGGUUCUUUACGCUUGUUUCAUUUCUUGAUGCUAAGCUAAGCUGCUAGUGAUCGUUUCGUAUUCAUUCAACAAUCAUGCUGACAAUAAAAAUUGUGAUUCUGACCACUUCCUAAAGUUUAGGGAAUAUUAAAGCGUACGUUUAAUUGCUGUAAUUACUUAGAAUCAUUAAGUUUAUUAUUGAGUGUGUUUUUCAUUAAAAAAAAGUUAGCAUUAGCAGUUUUGGUUAGGGUUAAGAUUUUGGUUUAGAUUAGUUUUUUUUUUACAUUCUCAGGAAAAAAAUGUGUUUUAAGCCCUUAAAAUGUCAACGGUUUUGUCUUGUUUGCUUCUUUUUAUCUACUAAAAUGUUUUUUUUUCUCCAUUCAUUUUUAAAAGCAGGCAAAUUUCUUUCCUUUUGUAAUAUUUCAUUUUUAAAUUGAAGCACACACAGCAUUUAGGGAUUCAUAUUGAUUGGAAAAACAUUCAGAAUCAGUGUUGUAAAAGUGAAAAUGCAACAGAAAACCAAAACAGCUGCAGGUCGGACAAACAGUAAAUAAUAUUUGUUGUCGAUGGUUGAAGCUUUACGUUGCGUGAUGGGUGUUUCCCGUUCCCUUUGGAAUAUUCUCCCAGGCCCCCCUUUAAUGUAAAUGCUUCAACUUGUCUCUGAAGUUCUGAACUCCAGGACUUAUAGUGUGUCAUUUUGUGGCUGUUGGUGUCCACGAAUCAACGUAAUAUUAAAAGAAAAUAGAAUAUUCAAUUGAAGGCAGUUAUGUUGUUUACAGAGUGAAAUUUAACAAGAGGACAAAUACUGUAUGUGAGGCCUGAUGUGAGUUUUUAGAGCCGUGUUGAUUUCAGACAGAAGACUUUUGGUCUUUUUUGAGAAUUUCCUAGUCCUCCAGUAGAUGGUUACUGCAGUAAAGUACAGUAUUAGGCUUGAAACUGAUGUGAAAAUACGUAUCUGAAUGCUCAUUCGUUCUAAAUUGUGAGUCGUCUUGUCUGACUGUGAUGAUGUUGUAUUCUAUUGGCUGUUUCUUGUUUAACUUUUUGGUUUUAUUUGCUCAGUUCUAAAGCGACAUAUAUGUUUUCCCGUGCAAUAAUGUGUGGGUGAGACUGAGGCACGUGUUUGUUGUGUCUCUUCAUGGCUGUGGUGAAGUUGUUUAAGUUCUAACUCUUUUUGAGGAUUUCACUGAGUGUUUGUACUGGGUUUCCCUCGUCGAUAUUCAGUUCGAACAAAAAUUCGGAGUGAAUUCACGGUGCAGCAAUACUCACAUUAUUACAGAGUCGUGUUCAGCCCAGACAAGGUAACAGUGACUAGUUUGGAGCAUUUGAAGUUAGUUUCUGCAGAAACAAAAAUCACAAAUAGUAUCUCACCCUGAGUGAACUCAGUUUAAAGAAAUAAUUUUAUUUCUGAUCAGUUUGACAAGCUAACGGCUAGUCUAAAGGAGGCUAAGAAUAAAGGGGAUCUCUACCGUCAUAAUACAGUCUGAAUCUCAAGUGCAAUUUUAUAGUAGGCCCUGUGAACAGAGUUUUAUAAAACUUUACAUCCCCACUAGUUUCACAUUAUUACAUUAGCAAAUUAGCAGCAGUGGCUAAGUGUAGCACUUCCUGUGGUGCCUGGACACAACCAGCAAGAACGUGAAAUUAUUUCUGCUAGAAUAAUAAUUUAGGCUAAAAAUGAGAGCUUUCUGAUUAACCUCAGCUUGGAGAAACAGGGUGAUCAAAUAGACAAGCUAAUGGCUAAUCUAACAGACCCCAGACCGGAGUGAUUUACUACUAGAAUAAACGUUUUGCUCUCAGACUUGUUCGUUACCUGGAGAGUGUUGCAAAGCAAUUCCCCGCCAGGACAACAGAGGGCGUAUCGCUUUUCUGUGGCAUCAUGGCACCUUUGCUGUCAUGUAUACGGUCCACGGUAGUUAUUUAUUACCGUGUUAACAUAAUUCAGAGACUUAAUAAUACAGACACAUUUUUCUUCAUUCUCCUCCACCUUUUCAUGGAGCGCCACCUCUAAACCAUGCUCUAAAUCUGUUUUGUGUCUGCCACUAAAUAUCUUUUUACUUUUUACCGGACGCAAUGGUGGCGCUGUUGACAAAUUUACAGGAAGCUGCGUCUUGACCAAUCACAAGCUUGAAGUAUAAAUCAGGCUGAAGUCCCAACAGAGUGGCCCGCCAGGCUGAAACUGCAAAUACAAUAUUCUGGCCACAGAGGCCGGUGGGGGUCUGAGUGACAUUUCAUUAACCCUCUAAAGCAGGGGCGGGGAACCCUGGUCCAUCGAGGGCCACUAUCCAGCAUAUUUUAGUUUCAACCCGGCUUCAACACACCUGAUUUCAGUCAGCAGGUGAUUAACAGGCUUCUGCAGAGCUUGAUGAGCUGCUGCACAGGUGAAUCAACCACUGAAUCAGAAGUGUUGGAAUAAAGACAUGCAGGACACCGGCCCUCGAGGACCAGGGUUCCCCACGCCUGCUCUAAAGGGUCACUUUAGCACAUACUGGGUCAAGAAAAUGGUUUGAAAAUAUGUAAAGUUGCAAAGUAUGGCUUUAAGGUGGCAGUGAUUCACUUUGAUAUUUGCCCCACUCACACUAGCUGUUAACUUGUCAAUCCAGUGCAAAUAUAACUUUGUCUUCCCAAAAUUAAGCUAUUUAAACAACUAUUUACAACUAGUAAUAUGUUAAGUCUUCAUAACUGUUCCACAGAACCCCACUUUAAAGACUAAAUCUUUAACAUUUGAGUGUUUCACUGUUAGAAAAUAAAAGAAAAGGUUGAUUUCGAGCUGGAGUUUUAAUUAAAAGCUGCGUUAACAUUUUCACCAGCAGAUAGAUACAGUAGAUAGUCUGUAAACAUCACCACACGUGCAUUCAUCUGCACAUCUGAUUCUUUUUAUGCAUUUAGCGGGAAGCAUAUUGCACAUAAAUACACACUUGAUGGAAUUAUUGAAAGUUACAGCUGUGUGUUUAACGUGUAGCAGGAGCUGAAGCUAACCGGAAAGCCAUGACUUCUUUCCAUGUUCACACAUGUACUGUACUGUAUGUUGUAUGAAAUGUAUUAUCAUGUACUAUAUCAUAAGUAGGUAUGAAUAUAUAAUUACAUGAGGUGAUAUAAUCUUUGCCAUGGAUAAACACAUUCAAUAGGAACAUGCUGUAUUUCGGUGAAAUAAAUGUUUGAAGGGCGCCGUGACUCCAUAAGUGACGUAAAUGAGAAAUACAUUUUUGUGUAUUACUUUUGUAUUAUUUGUUCUUAUCCUAAUAGAUAAUAAAUAGUUCUUGUUGCA
Nothobranchius furzeri (turquoise killifish) is the source of this 4872-nucleotide messenger RNA. It is a transcript of the gene scamp5a, whose product is annotated as secretory carrier membrane protein 5a. The record is from RefSeq and is a predicted model, not a curated record. Lineage: Eukaryota; Metazoa; Chordata; Actinopteri; Cyprinodontiformes; Nothobranchiidae. Gene Ontology annotation, cellular component: trans-Golgi network membrane; recycling endosome membrane. Gene Ontology annotation, biological process: protein transport.